Mauremys reevesii (Reeves's turtle) is the source of this 5201-nucleotide messenger RNA. It is a transcript of the gene MINK1, whose product is annotated as misshapen like kinase 1. Gene Ontology annotation, biological process: protein phosphorylation. Gene Ontology annotation, molecular function: ATP binding; protein kinase activity. The record is from RefSeq and is a predicted model, not a curated record. NCBI's taxonomy places the organism in Eukaryota, Metazoa, Chordata, Testudines, Geoemydidae.
GCUGUCAGUCGGUGCCGCGGAGCCGGGUCCAUGGGGCCGCAGUGAGGAGCCGGCCAGGCCCCCGCCCCCGCCCCCGGCCCGGACAUGGCCGACCCGGCCCCCGCCCGCAGCCUGGAUGACAUCGACCUCUCCGCCCUCAGGGACCCUGCCGGCAUAUUCGAACUGGUGGAGGUGGUUGGGAACGGGACGUAUGGACAGGUCUACAAGGGCCGCCAUGUCAAGACAGGGCAGCUGGCAGCCAUCAAAGUCAUGGACGUCACCGAGGACGAGGAGGAGGAAAUCAAGCAGGAGAUCAACAUGCUGAAGAAAUACUCCCACCACCGCAACAUCGCCACCUACUACGGCGCCUUCAUCAAGAAGAGCCCGCCCGGGAACGACGACCAGCUGUGGCUGGUGAUGGAGUUCUGCGGCGCCGGCUCCGUCACGGACCUGGUGAAGAACACCAAGGGCAACGCGCUGAAGGAGGACUGCAUCGCCUACGUCUGCCGGGAGAUCCUGCGGGGCCUGGCUCACCUGCACGCCCACAAGGUGAUCCACCGGGACAUCAAGGGGCAGAACGUGCUGCUGACGGAGAACGCCGAGGUCAAGCUGGUGGAUUUCGGGGUGAGCGCCCAGCUGGACCGGACGGUGGGGCGCAGGAACACCUUCAUCGGCACCCCCUACUGGAUGGCCCCCGAGGUGAUCGCCUGUGACGAGAACCCCGACGCCACCUACGACUACAGGAGCGACAUCUGGUCCCUGGGCAUCACAGCUAUCGAGAUGGCCGAGGGAGCACCACCUCUGUGCGACAUGCACCCGAUGCGAGCGCUGUUCCUCAUCCCCCGCAACCCACCGCCAAAGCUCAAGUCCAAGAAAUGGUCCAAGAAAUUCAUCGACUUCAUAGACACCUGCCUGAUCAAAGCCUACAUGAGCCGCCCACCCACGGAGCAGCUGCUGAAAUAUCCCUUCAUCCGCGACCAGCCCACGGAGCGCCAGGUCCGCAUCCAGCUCAAGGACCACAUCGACCGCUCCCGCAAGAAGAGAGGAGAGAAGGACGAGACGGAGUACGAGUACAGCGGCAGCGAGGAGGAGGACGACAGCCACGGGGAGGAAGGGGAGCCCAGCUCCAUCAUGAACGUGCCGGGCGAGUCGACGCUGCGGCGCGAGUUCCUGCGCCUGCAGCAGGAGAACAAGAGCCACUCGGAGGCGGCGCUGAAGCACCAGCAGCAGCUGGCGGCCCAGCACCGCGACUCCGAGGCCCACAUCAAACAGCUGCUGCACGAGCGCCAGCGCCGCAUCGAGGAGCAGAAGGAGGAGCGCCGGCGCGUGGAGGAGCAGCAGCGGCGGGAGCGGGAGCAGCGGAAGCUGCAGGAGAAGGAGCAGCGGCGGCUGGAGGACAUGCAGGUGCUGCGGCGGGAGGAGGAGCGGAGGCAGGCUGAGCGCGAGCAGGAGUACAAGCGGAAGCAGCUGGAGGAGCAGCGGCAGUCGGAGCGGCUGCAGCGCCAGCUGCAGCAGGAACACGCCUACCUGAAGUCCCUGCAGCAGCAGCAGCAGCUCCAGAAGCAGCAGCAGGGGGCGCCGGCGAGCGAGAAGAAACCGCUCUACCACUACAACCGGAGCGGCGCCCACGCCGCCGACAAGCCCGCCUGGGCCCGGGAGGUGGAGGAGCGGACGCGGCUAAACAAGCAGAACUCGCCGGCGGCGCAGGCCAAGCUGGGCGGCACCGCGUCCGACCCGGCCCUGCAGACGCGCUCGGAGUCCGUGGCCCUGGGCUCCGGCCCCGCGGCCCAGAGCCCCCCCAUGCAGCGCCCCGUCGAGCCGCAGGAGGGGCAGCACAAGAGCCACCUGGCGCACCGCGUGCCGCUGAAGCCCUACGCCGCGCCGGUGCCGCGCUCCCAGUCCCUGCAGGACCAGCCCACCAAGAACGUGGCGGCCUUCCCGGUGCAGGACCCGGCGCCCCCCCGCGCCCCCAUGAUCCGCCAGAACUCGGACCCCACCUCGGAGACGCCCGGCCCGCCCGCCCGGCCCGGCCCCCCCGACCCGGGGGCCUGGCGCGCCGAGCUGGAGGCCCCGCCCACGGUGCCCCAGCGAACGUCGUCCAUCGCCACCACGCUCAACGCCAGCGGGGUCGGGGGCGGCGCCCGGCAGGGCCACGCUGUCAGAGCCAGCAACCCGGACCUGCGGCGCAGCGACCCCGGCUGGGAGCGAGCCGACAGCCUGCUGCAGGCGGGCAGCGCCAACCUGCCCCAAGCCGGCUCCCUGGAGCGCAACCGCAUAGGGGCCGCGUCCAAGAGGGAGACCUCCCCCAUCCUGCCCCCGGUCAGCAAGCCCAAGGUGGAGGAUCACCGCUCGCGCCCCGGCCGGCCCGCGAGCUAUAAACGCGCCAUCGGCGAGAACUUUGUGCUGCUGAAGGAGCGGCCUGAGGAGCCCCCCAAGCCCCCCAAGAAGGCCAUGGACUAUUCCUCCUCCAGCGAGGAGCCGGACAGCAGCGAGGAGGACGACGAGGAGGCCGAGGGGGAGCCGCAGGACGGGGCGGGGGAGCCCGCCGGGGCCAGGCCGAGCGGGGACGGCGACACGGACAGCGUCAGCACCAUGGUGGUGCACGAGGUGGAGGAGCCGUCGGGCAGCGGGUCGGAGAGCGGCUCCUACGGCGGGGACGGCACCGUGCUGGUGCAGCGGACCCCCGAGGAGGAGCGCAGCCGGCUCCACGCCGACAGCAACGGCUACACCAACCUGCCGGACGUGGUGCAGCCCAGCCACUCGCCCACCGAGCCCAAGGGCCAGGGCUCCCCCGCCAAGGACAGCGCCGGCGACUACCAGUCGCGGGGGCUGGUCAAGGCCCCUGGCAAAAGCUCCUUCACCAUGUUCGUGGACCUGGGCAUCUACCAGACCACGGGCAGCGGGGACACCGUCCCCAUCACCGCGCUGGUGGGGGCCGACCCCAGGCAGCUGGAGCAGCUGCAGCUGGAGGUGCGCAAGGGCUCGGUGGUGAACGUGAACCCCACAAACACGCGGCCCCACAGCGACACCCCCGAGAUCCGCAAGUACAAGAAGCGUUUCAACUCGGAGAUCCUGUGCGCCGCCCUGUGGGGGGUGAACCUGCUGGUGGGGACGGAGAACGGGCUGAUGCUGCUGGAUCGCAGCGGGCAGGGCCGGGUCUACGGGCUCAUCAGCCGCCGCCGCUUCCAGCAGAUGGACGUGCUGGAGGGGCUCAACCUGCUCACCACCAUCUCGGGGAAGAGGAACAAGCUGCGGGUCUAUUACCUGUCCUGGCUGCGCAACAAGAUCCUGCACAACGACCCCGAGGUGGAGAAGAAGCAGGGCUGGACCACCGUGGGCGACAUGGAGGGCUGCGUGCACUACCGCGUGGUGAAGUACGAGCGCAUCAAGUUCCUGGUGAUCGCCCUGAAGAACUCGGUCGAGGUCUACGCCUGGGCCCCCAAACCCUACCACAAGUUCAUGGCCUUCAAGUCCUUCGCAGACCUGCCGCACCGGCCGCUACUGGUGGAGCUGACAGUGGAGGAGGGUCAGAGGUUAAAGGUCAUUUACGGGUCGUGCGCCGGGUUCCACGCCAUUGACGUGGACUCGGGAAACAACUACGACAUCUACAUCCCCGUGCACAUCCAGACGCAGGUCACGCCCCACGCCAUCAUCUUCCUGCCCCACACGGAGGGGAUGGAGAUGCUGCUCUGCUACGAGGACGAGGGCGUCUACGUCAACACCUACGGGCGCAUCAUCAAGGACGUGGUGCUGCAGUGGGGGGAGAUGCCCACCUCCGUGGCAUACAUCUGCUCCAACCAGAUCAUGGGCUGGGGCGAGAAGGCCAUCGAGAUCCGCUCCGUGGAGACGGGGCACCUGGACGGGGUUUUCAUGCACAAGCGGGCCCAGCGCCUCAAGUUCCUGUGUGAGCGCAACGACAAGGUUUUCUUCGCCUCCGUCCGCUCGGGGGGCAGCAGCCAGGUUUACUUCAUGACACUCAACAGAAACUGUAUCAUGAACUGGUAAGGCCCCGCCCCCAGCGCUGGCCCCGCCCCCAGCGCUGGCCCCGCCCCUGGAGGGAAGGGGCGGGGCCGCCUCCGACACUGGAUCCCUACGCCAGAGACUCCGCCCCCACAGCCAGCGAGGAUCAGGACCGACCAAUCAGCAGAACCGAUGCCUUGAUCACCUUCCCCCUCACCCGUGUCUGAUGCUGCUUGGGGGGGGGGCCUCUCCAUGGUGACAGUGUCCCUCCCCCUUUGACUGACUGACAGACAGACUGACUGACUGACGGCCCCCGCUUCGCUCGCCCCUCCCCUGACUCCAUGGGGACCUGCUCUGUUCAUAGCCUGACCGAAAUCUCCACGCCGGGCCAGGGGUCCCCGGGUCACCGGCCGCCCCGCCCCAGAGGUGGGCGCAUCUCAGCGCUGGGCGAGGGGUCCCUGGGUAACCGGCCGCCCCGCCCCAGAGGUGGCUGCAUCUCAGCGCCGGGCCAGGGGUCCCCGGGUCACCGGCCGCCCCGCCCCAGAGGUGGCUGCAUCUCAGCGCCGGGCCAGGUGUCCCUGGGUCACCGGCCACCCCGCCCCAGAGGUGGCCGCAUCUCGGCGCCUGGCGAGGGGUCCCAGGCAUGUGUGGGGUGACAGGCGAACUCCCCUGUGAAACACAAGGAGGGAGGUGGCCGGAGGCCUAGGCUGGGGCACCCAGUUGUCGCUGUGGGUCGCUGCACCGGCCACGGCCCCUGUGGAGGGGACUCGGAACAGCAGGGGGGCGCAGACCCAUUGCUUUGUGCCAAUUUCGCUUUGCUUAAGGGUGGAGGCGUGGGGCGGGGCUGGGGCCUUUUCAUCCCCCCGGGUGGGGAACUCCCAGAGCAGCCCCCCAACUGCCUCGUGCGCCCCCAGAACUCCUCCCCUGGGCCGGGCCGAUGGGGCGACUCGCCCCGGGCGUCUGGGGAGGCCGAAUGUACAGGGGGACACGGGGGGGCCUGGUCCCUCUGGGCUCUGUGUAUAUUUUGCUUUAAUUAUUUUUAUUUUGUAACAAUGAUUCAUUGACAAAGCACUUUAAAGCCCCGACUGCGUCUUAUGGGGGGCCGGGAGUGCCCCCCAGGGCAGAUUUGGGGUUAUUCUCAAACUGACCUAGGAGAGUUGGUCCCAGGGCAGGGACUGGCUGGCUCAGGGGGGCGGGGAAUGGGGCAGGGGCCUGUCCCCUCUGGGGGGCGCCGGCUCCCACCCGGCCCCAGGGCAGGGACU